Laccaria bicolor S238N-H82 is the source of this 1443-nucleotide messenger RNA. Its product is annotated as glycoside hydrolase family 79 protein. The coding region runs from base 1 to 1443 and encodes 480 amino acids. The record is from RefSeq and is a predicted model, not a curated record. The transcript is spliced from 11 exons. NCBI's taxonomy places the organism in Eukaryota, Fungi, Basidiomycota, Agaricomycetes, Agaricales, Hydnangiaceae.
AUGUAUAGCCCUGGGGGAGCUUCGGUGGAUUCCUCAAUAUUCGAUCCUACUCUCACGGGAAGUCAGAUUCUUGGCCUUUCUCUCGCAGGGGGUGUCUAUCGCACAACCUAUGGUCCUUCCUUCUUCGACACCAUCAACCUCAUGCCUCCUUCGACGAAGGUAAUUUUGGACCUAAACUUGCUCAACAAUUCGUACGAAGUUGCCUAUAACCAAGCGGCUGCGGCAGUCCAGUACCUAGGAAGUAGAUUGGACGCUCUGGAGAUUGGGAACGAGCCUGACCUGUAUGUGCCCGAUGGCCAUAAGAGCGCGUCUGAUUGGGAUCCUGAAAUUUACACACAGACAUGGGUUAAUUGGUCCGCGAACAUCACUAUGGGGCUCAACCUUCCCAAGAAUUUCUUCCAACCCGGGGGAUUCAUGCACGACCCCACUGUUGUGAAUUUCACAACUACGAAUAUAAUCGCCGAUGGUAUCAACAACGCAUCGACUGUCAAGACUUACUCGCAACAUAUGUACAGGUUCGACACUUGCACCCCAGCCACAGAUGCCAUGGUCACGUACGAUAAUCUCGUCAAUCACCAAAAUAUCACGACCUUCAUCAACCUUUACUUACCUCAAAUCGCUGCAGCCCAGAACGCUGGGUCUAACCUGGUAGUCGGCGAAUUCAACUCUGUUGGCUGCUCCGGAAAACAAAAUAUCACCAAUACUUUCGGUCAGGCGUUGUGGCUCGCGGACUCCAUCUUGUACUCGGCGUCGGUAAAUAUCACUCGGAUGUACACACACCAAGGAGCUACCCUCCUCGGCCAGUCUUCCAUCCAACUCAACACCCCAGGUUUCAGCUGGUACAACUUCGUCUACCCCUCCAAUUCCGCUCGUAACGGCCCCGCCCGGGCCACUCCAUCCUACCCUGGCCUUCUCCUCGUGGCUGAAGCGAUGGGUACCUCCGCCAACACCACCAGGAUCACCUCGUUCCCCCUCGCCGCCCACCCCAACCUUGCCAUCUACGCCAUCUGGGAUACGUCUGUCCGCGUUAACGCCCCCGCCCGCAUUGCUGUCCUCAAUUUGAGCCCCGAAUCAGAUCUCAGCAUCGACCUCUCCUCGCUAGGUCCUACCGGCGUGAAGAGACUUCAUUCCCCGACGAAAGAUAACCAAGAUUCCAACACUGUCACUUGGGCGGGGCAAAGCUACACGAACGGCACGGCGAAUGGCACGAUCGUUGUCGAGAAGCCGCUUAGCGAUGGAAGCGUCGCGAUAGGAUCGUAUGAGGGGGUGUUGGUGUUUCUUGGUGGAUCCGUGAACGGGACCGUCAACGCGACACCUAUUGGUAACUCUUCGUCUUCUACGUCUACAUCCGCGAAGAGCAGUGGUACUCGGUUCGGAAGGCGGUCGUGGUACGCGAUCUCGUCUUGGUGUUCCUUGUUGGGUCUUGCGUUGUUUGUUCUUUGA